CUUGCAGGAGGGGCGGGCAAAGGUGUCGGUGAAGACCCCGACAAGUCCCCCGAGCGAGGGGAGAGAGGCGGUCCACAGAGCGUGUCAGGGGCAGGCUUCUGCAAAUGGUUCAACGUUCGGAUGGGCUUCGGGUUUAUCUCCAUGACUAGCAGCGAGGGGAGCCACGUCGAGCCUCCUUUGGACGUCUUCGUCCACCAAAGUAAGCUGGUGAUGGACGGGUUCCGCAGCCUGAAGGAGGGCGAGCAGGUGGAGUUCACCUACAAGAAGUCCUCCAAGGGCCUGGAGUCCCUGCGGGUGACGGGGCCCGGCGGGGGGCCCUGCGCCGGCAGCGAGAGGAGACCCAAGGGCAAGGUCCUACUGCAGAAACGCAAACCAAAGGGAGACCGCUGUUACAACUGUGGCGGCCUGGACCACCACGCCAAGGAGUGCGGGCUGCCCCCCCAGCCAAAGAAGUGCCACUACUGCCAGAGCAUCGCCCACAUGGUGGCCCUGUGUCCCCACAAGGCGGCGGCGCCGGCCCCCGGAUCUCAGGACGAACACGCCUCUACCUCGGCCCCGCCCGGGGGCCAGGAGGAGGAGGAGCUCAGUCCAACAGUCAAACCUCUACCACAUGCCGAGCGCUCCUCGCAGUUCAAAAACACCACGUGA
This is a messenger RNA of Gadus chalcogrammus (walleye pollock), 648 nucleotides long. Its product is annotated as protein lin-28 homolog B-like. The transcript has 4 exons. The annotation marks the transcript as partial. The record is from RefSeq and is a predicted model, not a curated record. Gene Ontology annotation, molecular function: nucleic acid binding; zinc ion binding. NCBI's taxonomy places the organism in Eukaryota, Metazoa, Chordata, Actinopteri, Gadiformes, Gadidae.